Molecule: messenger RNA, 761 nt
Organism: Cheilinus undulatus (humphead wrasse)
Lineage: Eukaryota; Metazoa; Chordata; Actinopteri; Labriformes; Labridae
Gene: mblac1
Product: metallo-beta-lactamase domain containing 1
Exons: 2
Coding region: 1-534 (177 amino acids)
Source: RefSeq, a predicted model, not a curated record
AUGAUGAACGGUACCGGUCUUCCAAACUCUCCCCGGGUCCAGACUCUCCCUCUACCGGACUCUCAGACUCAUUUUCCCGGGUCUCCGUACUCGGUAUCGGUUCUGAAACCGGGGUACUGCCGCUCUCAGCCGGACGGCUCGUUUCGGGCUGACGGUACCGUGUCUCUGAUCUCCGGACCGAGGAUUAUCCUGGUGGACACUGGAGGACCCUGGGACAAGGACUUCCUCAUAGGAGCCCUGGAGAAGCGGGACAUGGACCCGGGGCACGUGCAGGUGGUGGUGGGCACUCACGGACACUCUGACCACGUGGGUAACCUGAACCUGUUCCCGCACGCGCUCAUGAUUAUUGGCUAUGAUGUAAGCGAAGGUGAGACGUACCGUCCAAACAAACUGUCAGAGGGAGAGACUUACGUCAUCGACGAGCACGUGAGUGGUGAGCGUUGUUCCCACUCCGGGUCACACAGGACAGGACGUCAGUGUACAGGUGAAGGGAACCUCAGCAGGUACUGUGUUCAUAGCCGGGGACUUAUUUGAGUGUUGCUCAGACGAAGACAGCUGGAGAGAACUGAGCAUGAACCCUGCAGUACAGGAGGUCAACCGCCAGGAGGCGCUACGUACCGCUGAUGUUAUCAUCCCGGGACAUGGACUGCCAUUUAGAGUUGUCAGGAGCUAACGAUGAAGUCAGAGAGUUGGAAGUGUCAUGUUUGUUAUGUAAUGGAAAAGUUCAGCUCCAUUAUUAAAUCACCCAGAUGUUAUUAAUA